Salvia hispanica is the source of this 1877-nucleotide messenger RNA. Lineage: Eukaryota; Viridiplantae; Streptophyta; Magnoliopsida; Lamiales; Lamiaceae. The record is from RefSeq and is a predicted model, not a curated record.
CAUUUAGUCAUUUUCUCAGUACUUCAAUUAUCAAUUUCAAAUCCCCCCAAAAAAACACCCCAUCACAAAAUAAUUGCUCAAUCACAAACACUGACCCCAUCACACACGAUGACAAUCGUGCCUAAAACCGCCGCAACGGCCUCGCCGGAGAAUACCAGUCUCAGGCGACGGAAACUCGGCUUCCUCCUCGCCGAUCCCUCCAAUCAAGACAGCGACUACAGCGACGAAUACAGCAGCUCCCGCCACCGCCUCAGCGAUGCCUCCUUCACAACCACCUCCGCCGCCGACAACCACGCCGCCGGCUACUACUCAAACCCCAGCAGCGCCACCUCCUCCCCCUACAACCCCAUGUCCCCGUGGACUCAGCCUUCCCCCUACACGAAAUCCCCAUGGAUUCAUCAGCUCGUCGCCUCCUCAUUGCCCGACGAUGUUUCGGCGGCGCACAAUCACGGCCUCAUCGGAUCGCUCUACCGCGAGGAAGGCCACGUGUACUCCCUGGCGGCCGCAGGCGGCCUCCUCUACACCGGCUCCGACAGCAAGAAUGUGAGAGUAUGGAAGAAUUUGGAGGAAUUCUCUGGAUUCAAAUCCAGUAGCGGAUUCGUGAAAGCCAUAGUUGUUUUCGGGAAUAGAAUUUUCACGGGUCAUCAAGAUGGGAAAAUCCGGGUUUGGAAGCUAUCCGGGGAUAAGAAAAACACGCAUAAACGGGUGGGGAGCUUACCCACGACCCGGGAUUUGCUAAUGAAGUCAAUCAAUCCGAAAAACUACGUGGAGGUGAGACGCCACCGCAACGUGCCGUGGGUGAAGCACUACGACGCCGUUUCGUGCCUAGGCGUGGACACGGACCGCGGCCUGCUAUACUCGGGGUCGUGGGAUAAGACGGUGAAGGUGUGGCGGAUCUCGGAUUCGAAAUGCCUGGAGUCCAUCGCGGCGCACGACGACGCGGUGAACUCGGUGGCCGUGGGGUUCGACGGCCUCGUCUUCACGGGGUCGGCGGACGGCACGGUGAAGGCGUGGCGGCGGGAGCUGAUGGGGAGGACGACGCAGCACGUGCUCGUGGAGACCAUGCUGCGCCAGGACCACGCGCUCACGUCGCUGGCGGUGUCCCACGCGGCGGUCUACGCGGGCGCCUCGGACGGGCUGGUCAGCUUCUGGGAGCGCGGGAAGCACUUCAUGACGUACGGCGGGGUGCUGAGGGGCCACAAGCUGGCCGUGCUGUGCCUGGCCGUCGGGGGCAGCCUCGUGUUCAGCGGGUCGGCGGAUAAGACCAUCUGCGUGUGGCGGAGGGAGGGCGGAGGGAUCCACUCGUGCGUCACGGUUUUCACGGGGCACACUGGCCCCGUCAAAUGCCUCGCGGUGGAGAGGGACUCCUCCGAGGAGAAGCACUGGAUUGCUUAUAGCGGGUGUUUGGAUAGUAGCGUUAAGGUGUGGAGGGUCUCCGAGAGCGCCAGGGCGGAAUUACUCGAGCACGAUGAGGAGGAGGAGUGAAGAGGCGGCGGCGCGUGGUGUGAACGGGGCAUAUGCGAAUCUGGACCGACCAAUGAGGGGAUUGGUGGGGACGGGAUUGUUGAUUUGUCACACAUUCUUAGGUGGGAAGGAAGAGUAAAAACCAACGGGCAUUGAAUUUAUGGUCAUAAAUGCACAAGGCUUGAAGAUUUUCUCACUUUGUUUUAGUUUUGGGCAUGGGAAUAUGAGAUUAUCAUCAAUUUGUAUAUACACCCACACUGGUUUUAACUUGUCAAAUUUCUUUAUUAGUUUAUUAUCUUUAAUUGUUGUUAUGUUUGUUAGUCUAGUCUCAUACUGAUGUUCGUUUUGGUGUAUAGAGGAAAAUGAGAGGAAAAAACUAUGAAUAUAUUCUCCUAUUGUGUUUAUAUGUUACA